GGGUAGUGCUGCGAAAUGCCUGUUGGGUACGUCCAGAUUUCGGUGGGGAUCGCGGGUCCGUUGUUGCUCGAUGGGUUCGAGUAUUCGGUGCCGAUGGCGACUAUGGAGGGUUGUUUGAUUGCGAAUACAAAUAGAGGUUGCAAGGCUAUCCAUUUGUCUGGUGGGGCUACCAGCGUGUUGUUAAGGGACGGCAUGACCAGAGCACUGGUUGUGAGGUUUAAUUCCGCCAAGAGAGCUUCCGAGUUGAAGUUCUUCUUGGAGGACCCUGAAAAUUUCAAGACACUUUCCAUCAUCUUUAACAGGUCUAGUAGAUUUGCCAGGCUCCAGGGUAUUCAGUGCGCGAUUGCUGGAAAGAAUGUGUAUAUCAGAUUUACCUGCAGCACGGGAGACGCCAUGGGGAUGAACAUGGUUUCAAAAGGAGUUCAGAAUGUUCUUGAUUUCCUUCAAAACGACUUUGAUGACAUGGAUGUUAUUGGCAUAUCUGAACAAUCCAGCUGGAAUGAAGAACUGACUUUCUCCCUCAAAGAACCUAAUGGAGUUUUGAAUUUGGAAGUGUUUGAUAAAGACCUCUUGAAGACAGAUGACAAAAUGGGACAUGCACAACUCAGCCUUCAACCACUUGUCUCUGCUGCUAGACUCAGGCAGAUUCUGCAGAACUUCAAUGGCGAGACGGUGUUAAGGAAGGUUGUCCCAGAUAGUGACAACUGUUUGGUCAGAGAAAGCUCCAUCACUUGUGUCAAUGUUUGAUGCUGCAAAAUUAAGAAAGCUAAGACCAAGUUUCAAGCAGAACGAGGGCUCUGUUACUGCUGGCAAUGCUUCAAUCAUAAGUGAUGGUGCAGCUGCAUUAGUCCUAGUGAGUGGAGAGAAGGAACUUCAACUUGGAUUGUAAGUAAUUGCAAAGAUUAAGGGCU
Humulus lupulus (European hop) is the source of this 911-nucleotide messenger RNA. RefSeq names its product 3-hydroxy-3-methylglutaryl-coenzyme A reductase 2-like. The transcript has 6 exons. NCBI's taxonomy places the organism in Eukaryota, Viridiplantae, Streptophyta, Magnoliopsida, Rosales, Cannabaceae. The record is from RefSeq and is a predicted model, not a curated record. Bases 16 to 747 code for a protein of 243 amino acids. Gene Ontology annotation, molecular function: hydroxymethylglutaryl-CoA reductase (NADPH) activity. Gene Ontology annotation, cellular component: endoplasmic reticulum membrane; peroxisomal membrane. Gene Ontology annotation, biological process: coenzyme A metabolic process; sterol biosynthetic process; isoprenoid biosynthetic process.